Polistes canadensis is the source of this 4851-nucleotide messenger RNA. RefSeq names its product DNA (cytosine-5)-methyltransferase PliMCI-like. The record is from RefSeq and is a predicted model, not a curated record. Gene Ontology annotation, molecular function: chromatin binding; zinc ion binding; DNA (cytosine-5-)-methyltransferase activity. The transcript is spliced from 15 exons. Gene Ontology annotation, cellular component: nucleus. The coding region runs from base 317 to 4726 and encodes 1469 amino acids. Lineage: Eukaryota; Metazoa; Arthropoda; Insecta; Hymenoptera; Vespidae.
CAAUUCAACGGAUUUCACAAUAUACCAGACUUAUUAGGUAUAGUGAUAAAAGGAAAAUAAUAAAAAAGUUAUGGUUGGUCAAUUCACCAUAAAGCGAGGCACAUCUAGUGAAUUGUAAAUCAACACUUAAGAUUUUUGGCGGCAGUAUUGGUGCUACUUUGUUACGAAGGUUAUGUUUCAUUUUAUGGAAAAGCGUGAGAAAAUGCUAUCACUAUCGUCGUCGCAGUAUCAGGCAAUUAUAAUUAAUUAUAAAGUUUUUACGUGAAAAAUAACGAAAUUAUAACAAACAAACAGUUGAUCCUGAUUUUAAUUCAAAAUGUUAUCUGCUGUGGUUACUAACGGAGAUAAUAGCGAAAAGGAAAAUCAUCCGGAGGUAGAGAAUCUUGAUGGACAUAGAUUUUCAUUAAAAAGGAGCAUUUAUAAAGAGAAUAAUAUUAACGAAACGAGUUCACAUAUUGAGAAGAACAAUGAAAAUAAUAUUGAAAAUGGUUAUGUACCGCUCUCCAUAAACAAUGCAUUGUGCGAUGUAGGUAACGAUAGAAAAAAGCUACGCAGUGGAAAAUAUGUUAGCGAUAAAAUUAUGCUCAGUCCAAGUAGGAUCAAAAAAAAUAUUAAAACAGAAAAAUUUAAAGCAUUUUGGAAAAAUUUUACCAAGCAAACUAGUUCAGAAGAAUCCAUAAUAAAGACCGAAGAAAAUUCUUUUAAACCCAUCGAAAGUAUAAAUGAAACUAUGCCGGAACCUAUUUUUAAGACAAACAUUAUAGAAACCAAUGAAACUGUGGAUGAUGAAUCUGAAAAUGCUUGUAAAAAAAUUAAGCACAAAGAUAGUAACCAUAAUAUAAGUGAAGAAAAACCAGUAAUUAAAAAAGUUGUGGAUACUCCACAGAAGUGUGAAUAUUGUCGUCAAAAAUUAAUUGUGGAUGAAAUAAAGUUAUAUCAAGGUCAUCCUAAUGGAGCUGUGGAAGAAUUUGUCGCUUUGACUGAUUCAAGAUUGUCCUUAUUUACAGGAGAAGAAGCCACGAUACAUGAAAGCGAUGAAAGGCCACAAAACAAAUUAACACAUUUUAGUGUGUAUGACAAAAAUGGUCACCUGUGUCCUUUUGAUACCGGUUUAAUUGAAAAAAAUGUAGUAUUAUAUUUCUCUGGAUAUAUGAAAGCUAUUUAUGAGGAAAAUGCAUGUCCCAAAGGAGGAGUUCCUGCUAAAGAUAUGGGACCAAUAAAUGAAUGGUGGGUGUCUGGAUUCGAUGGAGGAGAAUUAGCUCUCAUAGGGUUUAGCACGUCAUUCGCAGAAUACAUUUUAAUGGAACCUUCAGAAGAAUAUGCUCCAUUUAUGGAUAGUAUAAGACAAAAGAUCUAUAUGAGCAAAAUUAUUAUAGAAUUUUUAUUAGAUGAAAUCAAUCCAACUUACGAGGAUUUACUGAACAAACUUCAGACCAUAGUUCCACCAAAAGGUUUAUCUAAAUUCACGGAAGAUGCUUUACUUCGACAUGCACAGUUUAUCUGUGAUCAAGUUAUUUCUUUUGAUGCUUCUGCCAGACCAGAAGAUCCAUUGUUAAUUACAAAUGCAUGUAUGAGAGCUUUAGUAUCUUUGGCUGGUAUAACUGUUGGUAAAAAAGCUGCAAUGCGCAAAGUCCAACAAAAGCAUCAAAAACAAAAAAAGCCUUGUUGGACUAAAGCAACAACAACUAAAUUAGUUAAUAAUACGUUUGAGACAUUCUUUACCGAUCAACUGGCGAAGAAUGAAGAUAAAAAUAUGACUGGUCCUAGAAGACAUAGAUGUGGAGUAUGCGAAGCUUGCCAACAAUCUGAUUGUGGAACUUGUAUUGCAUGUAAAGAUAUGGUUAAGUUUGGUGGUACUGGAAAAAGUAAACAAGCAUGUUUUAAGAGAAGAUGUCCAAAUAUGGCAAUUCAAGAAGCAGAUGACUCCGAUCUUGAAGAUGAUGAGUUAACUGAUACUUUUAUAGAAAAUACAAAGAUUACUCAAAAGAUGAUUCUUAAAGCAUUCAAACAUGUCUAUAAAAAAAUAGAAUGGAUAGGACCACCUGUUGUUGAGGAUGGUCGAAGAACAUUUUAUGAAGCAGUUAAAUUAAUAGAUGAAGAGAUUCGAGCCAAUGAUUGUGUACUCAUAGAAUCAAGUGAUCCAGCUGUUCCAUUACAAAUUGCAAGAGUUAUAUAUAUGUGGGAAGAUAAAAGUGGUGCUAAAUUAUGUCAUGCAAACUGGUUUCGUAGAGGUAGCGACACAGUUCUUGGUGAAACAUCUGAUCCUUUAGAAUUAUUUGCAUUAGAUGAAUGUGAUAAUGUACCGUUCUUUUCCAUUAAAUGUAAAGCUACUGUUAUAUAUAGAAAGAAACCAAAAGAUUGGUCUCAAUUAGGUAAUUUGGAUGAAGCAUUGGAAUAUGAAAUUAAAGAUGAAGAUGGAAAGACAUUUUUUUAUCAAAAAAAGUAUACUUCUGAAACUGCCCGAUUUGAAGAUCCUGCUCUGGAUAGUAUCUGUCAGCGAAAAGAAAUUAGUCAUCGAUUUUGUCCUGCUUGUGUACGUUUUACCGACUUGCAAUAUUAUUAUACACCAAAGGUUUUUGAAUUGAUAGAAGAAAAAAAUUACAGAGAAGUGAUCUAUGGUGUUGUGAAAUAUAAAGGUGAAGAAUUUAGAGUUGGAAGUGCAGUAUUUUUAUCACCAGGUGCUAUAAGAUUUAAAUAUACAGCAACGAGUCAUACCAUAUCAAAACAAAAGAAAGGAAAGGUGGAUGAAGAUAUGUAUCCAGAAUAUUACCGAAAAUCAUCAGAAUACGUAAAGGGUUCGAAUUACGAUACACCUGAACCUUUCCACAUUGGAUAUAUAAAUACAAUAUACGUUACUACCACUAAUAAACUAGUUGCUUCUUCAGACAUCUGGAUAAAAGUAAAUAAAUUGUAUAGACCGGAGAAUACACACAAAGGCCUUAAUUUAAUGCAUCAAGUAGAUUUAAACAUGUUAUAUUGGAGUGACGAAGUAUGUAACGUGAAAUUUUCUGAAGUAACUGGAAAAUGCUAUUUGGCUUACUCAGAAAAUUUAGAUCAACCAUUAGAAGAAUGGUCUAUGGGAGGUCCAUAUCGUUUUUAUUUUACACAAGCUUACAAUGCUUCAGAAAAAACAUUUGAUGAACCAUCACCUCAGGCUUGUAAUAUUGGUAAAUCCAGUAAAGGAAAGGGCAAAGGAAAGGGUACAAAAUCAGAGAAUAGUGAAACAAAGAAGUUUAUUGAAAAACUAAUUGACUACAAUAAAGUAGAAAAACCAUUAAGGACCUUAGAUCUCUUCGCUGGCUGUGGUGGUUUGUCGGAAGGUUUACAUCAAGCUGGUAUAGCUGAAAAUAAUUGGGCUGUGGAAAAAGAAGAUGCUGCUGCAUGUGCAUAUAAACUUAAUAAUCCUAAUGCAAUCGUAUUUUCGGAAGACUGUAAUAUAUUGCUUCAAAAAGUUAUGACUGGUGAUAUUUGCGAUGAUAAUGGACAACGACUACCUCAAAAGGGUGAAGUGGAACUUUUAUGUGGUGGACCACCUUGUCAGGGUUUCAGCGGCAUGAAUCGUUUUAAUUCACGUCAAUACUCAUUAUUUAAAAAUUCUUUAGUAGUAUCAUGCUUGUCUUGGUGCGAUUACUACAGACCAAAAUUUUUCAUAAUGGAAAAUGUCAGAAAUUUCGUUUCAUUUAAAAGAUGUAUGGUGCUAAAGCUUACUUUAAGAUGUUUGGUUCGGAUGGGCUAUCAAUGUACAUUUGGUAUCCUUCAAGCUGGAAAUUAUGGAAUUCCACAAACAAGAAGAAGAUUAAUCAUUUUGGCGGCUGCUCCAGGAGAAAUGCUUCCAAAAUAUCCAGAACCAACACAUGUAUUCAGCAAACGUGCAUGUCGUUUGAGUGUCCUUGUUGAUAAUAAAAAAUAUUCCUCCAAUUGUGAUUGGACAGAAUCGGCACCCUACAGAACAAUUAGUGUUCGCGAUGCUAUGUCUGAUCUUCCUAUUAUCAGGAAUGGGUGGAAUCAAGCGGAAAUGUCUUAUGGGGAUGAACCUAAUUCGUAUUUCCAAAGAAAAAUGAGAAACAUUCGAGACUCAAUAUUAAGAGAUCAUAUAUGUAAAGACAUGGCACCACUCGUAGAAGCUAGAAUAGCACAUAUCCCUACUGCAAGUGGUUCCGAUUGGCGCGAUUUACCUAAUAUAGUAGUUCGUCUAAGCGAUGGAACAUACUCUAAAAAAUUAGAAUAUACUCAUCAUGAUAAAAAGGCAGGGAAAAGUUCAACCGGUGCAUAUCGUGGUGUAUGCAGUUGUUGUUCUGGGAAAACAUGUGAUCCAAUAGAUAGGCAAUACAACACUUUAAUACCAUGGUGUUUACCACAUACAGCAAAUCGUCAUAAUCAUUGGGCAGGGUUAUACGGACGAUUAGAAUGGGAAGGAUUUUUCGGUACGACCAUUACGAAUCCAGAACCCAUGGGAAAACAGGGUCGCGUUUUACAUCCAGAACAAACUCGAGUUGUCAGUGUAAGGGAAUGUGCAAGAUCUCAAGGAUUUCCUGAUUCUUUCCGAUUUUAUGGCAAUGUAUUAGAUAAACACCGACAAGUUGGUAAUGCCGUCCCACCACCACUAGGUGCAGCAAUAGGUCACGAAAUAAGAAAGUGUUUACAGAACGAAGAAAUAACACUUACAUCAUUGAUGAAAGACUACAGGGAAAAUAAGGUGAUAAAAAAUGAACUUAUAUCAGAAUAAUGCUCGUAAACUUAUUAAAAUGCACAAACUUAGUUACAAAGAUAUGUCUGAGUUGGUGACGGGUAUUAAUGAAACGUGUUCACUAAGAGUAUUUGUUUGAUUAUUAUUAUUAAUUUGUUUUUAAA